GGUGCCAGAGUCUGGGACUCGCGGCGGGGCCAUUGGCAGCUCCAAGCUUCCCCAAGGCCUAACAGCUCGACGCCCCUGUUGCUCACAUGCUCUGAGCACGCUGGCCGUCUACGAGUACUCCUGAACUGACCGUCACCCUUCGAGUACCCCGAGGCCCGUUGUCGACCGUGUCCCCCCUCCCCAAACACCCUGCGCCAACUCUGGUGUGGGACCGGUGAAGCGUGAAGUGGUAGUCCAACAUGUCGAGAGUAGCAGCUCUGCUUCUGCAGUUGACGCUAUGGGCUGCUACCGCGCGAGCCUUCUUCCCCUUCGUCCCCGUAGGUCACUGCGCUCCAGAUGACGACUGCGCACAUCUAGGACUGGGCGCAAGGAGGAACGAUGACAGCCAAGGCCCGCCGUCCGGCGGCGUGACCGUCGAGCUUUACCAUAGGCCCACAGGUCCCCAUGAUGCGCCCAAGUUCGACCCAAUAGCGGAAGCCCUAGGCAGGGUAACUCGCAAAUUUGGGAGACCGUCCCUGUUUCCCGUACCUAGGUCCAACGAAAAGAGGAAGAACAACUACUCGGUGUCGAAGCCGGCCGAUCCGAAGACGCCCAACAGCGCGGGCAUAUAUCAGUACGGCCCAGACUACUCGUACUUUAUCAAGGUCCUCGUGGGCUCCGCCCAGCAACCAAUUUUCAUGCUGCUCGACACGGGUGCUGCAAACACGUGGCUCAUGGGCUCCGACUGCACGUCGGCUGCUUGCCAGCUACACGACACCUUCGAUCCCAGCACCUCCAAGACAUGGAAGGGAGGAAAGAACGGAUUCGAGAUUUUUUACGGGACGGGAGACGUCAGGGGCACCGUGGGCCAGGACACAUUCGUCUUUGCGGGAAUCACGCAUGAUCUCAGCUUUGGCCUGGCGAAUCACACUUCGGAUGAUUUCAAGCACUUCGCCUUCGACGGCAUUCUCGGUCUCGGCAUGAGCAAGUCCGUGACGGGGACCUUCCUGCAGACGCUGAGGGAGCAAAAGGUGCUGGACUCGCUCGUCGUCAGCAUGUCGCUGAACCGAGACUCGGAUGGGUCGAACGACGGCCAGGUCACCUUUGGCGGGAUCGAUGAGAGCCAGUUCACGGGCGAGCUCACGUACCACAGCAUCCCCCCCGAGCACGAGAAGAAGGGCGAAUGGGCCAUCACCAUGGACGGCGCGAGCCUCAACGGCAAACCGGCCGGCAUCGCGAACAAACUGGCCUACAUCGACACGGGCACGUCCUUCAUCUUUGCUCCUUCGGCCGACCUGGACGCGCUCUUCAAGGCCAUCCCGGGGGUCACCACGUCCCAGGACGGGCCCUACACCGAGUACUGGGUCCCCUGCGACACGACAGUGCCGGUCACCCUGACCUUCUCGGGCGUGGACUACAACGUCUCGGCCCGGGACUGGGUCGUGCCGGGAGGCGGCGAGGACGGCAAGUGCCUCAGCAACCUCUACGGCUUCGAGAUCAGCGCGGGCACCUGGCUGGUCGGCGACACCUUCCUCAAGAACGUCUACAGCGUCUUCGACGCCGACGAGAUGCGCAUCGGGUUCGCCGCCAAACCCGCCCCGCCGCCCAGGCCGACCUCGUCGUCCACCUCGGCCUCCGCCAGCGCGUCCGUUACGCUCUCGCCGGGGGCCGCCGAGACAACAAGCCCGGCGGCCGGAGAAGACGGCGAGUCGGCGCUCCCCUUCAUGCCCGGUUCGUCCAGCGGCCGGGAGGGCUCGCCGGAGAGCUCCCAGACGACGGGGUCGUCGGUCCCCGCGUCGUCGUCCAAGGCUACUCAAGUCAACUCGGGAAGCCGGCCGUCGAGCGGGUUUUACCUGCCUGCGCUGUGCCUUGCUGCCUUGCUUGCCGUGGCCGGGUGAGCUUUUUGUGUGUGUGUGUGUGUGUGUGUGUGUGUCGGGGCGGUCAUCCACUACAUCUCAGUCGGGAAGUCGGUGUGGUGUUUUUUUUUUUUGGGGGGGGGGGGGGGGGGAAGGAUUGGCUACCUGGCCUAUCCUCCUCCGUUCUAUUUCAGACCGAUUGAAAGAGGGACUAAAUGAGUUGAAAUUGUUUUAAAAAGCAAUGUGGAGAGCCUAGCAUGAGACUAACCAUGCCUUUGGCGAGCCACCAGGAGCUUUUCUUGUUUUGGUUAUAUUAUACUACGCAUGUGGUAUAGUCUCUGUAUUCUGCUCUGCGCCUGGUGAGGAAGAGAGUGAGCGGCCGGGUCGGCUACAUUGAAACCCAGGAGAAAGACGUGGACAGAUGCAGAGUCAGAGGGGGGAAGGUUUUGACGGUGUGAGAGGAGAGCGCAGAGACUUCGAAUACGGAAAGUCGCUCGCUCGAGGUUCAAAAGACUUGGGGAUUUAUUAUUUGUAGUUUGAGUUAUAAUGCGAUUCUACGGAAUACCAAAAUUCAAGGUUUCUCUUCGC
Thermothelomyces thermophilus ATCC 42464 is the source of this 2423-nucleotide messenger RNA. RefSeq lists its product as uncharacterized. Gene Ontology annotation, molecular function: aspartic-type endopeptidase activity. Bases 240 to 1877 code for a protein of 545 amino acids. The record is from RefSeq and is a predicted model, not a curated record. The transcript is spliced from 2 exons. Lineage: Eukaryota; Fungi; Ascomycota; Sordariomycetes; Sordariales; Chaetomiaceae. Gene Ontology annotation, biological process: proteolysis.